This is a messenger RNA of Rhodotorula toruloides NP11, 891 nucleotides long. RefSeq lists its product as uncharacterized. Bases 1 to 891 code for a protein of 296 amino acids. Lineage: Eukaryota; Fungi; Basidiomycota; Microbotryomycetes; Sporidiobolales; Sporidiobolaceae. The record is from RefSeq and is a predicted model, not a curated record. The transcript has a single exon.
AUGCCGACGUCGACUUCUCCCUCUCCUCCCUCCCGGCCUCCCCCUUCUUCGCCCGAUCCCUCCGCUGCAGACUCGCCAACCGAUACUCCGCCUCCUCUCAUUAGCCCUGCCGAGCCCCUCCCUUCCGUCGAUGACGAGAUCGACCUCUCGACCCUCCGCUUCCUCUCUGCCUCCCUCAAGUCUCUCUACCUCCCAUGGCUCUUCCGCCUCGUCGUCUUUACCGCUCUCGCCAAAAUACUUCGCGUCGUAUGGCCGUACUUGUUCCGCUUCGUACGAUACAUCUUCGGCCACAUCUGGACGGCGCUCGGAUGGUUGGUGAGGGUGUUGGCGUGGACAGCAAUGUGGGGCGGGCUGAUCGCGACAGUGGUCUGGUUGCUGGCAGGUAUUGGAGGAGCGGUGGCGUACGCGGGACUGAGGGCGAAGCCUCGCUGGCGGGCGUUCGCGCGAGACAAGCCGCUCGCGGCUCAAAUUGCGAAGAAGGGGGCGGGAUAUGGCCUGCUGUGGCUCAUCCUGCGGAAGGUGCUGUGGACUUGGGCAGUCAAGGCGGUCGUCGUGGUAUGCGCCGGAUGGGAGGGCUACGCGUUCUUCAACCGAAGAGCGGCCGCCUCAUCUCGACUAUCGUCUUCCGUUCCUGCCUCCGCCUCGAGCUCUUCCGCCACGUCAACAUCCCCUUCCGCGCUGAAUCAUCCAGCAGACGAUGCAACACCAUCUACGUCACCCGAAGACGCGGACGACGAGGAACUCGAGCGAUAUGCGCGGCAGAUCCGGGAGGAAAUGCUCAGGGACAGUCUGCUGCGUCGAGGGCGGAAGGCGGCGUCGGGAGAGCGUGCGGAGCGAGCGGACACUGAUGUAGACGAGGCGCAGGAUGCGGCGACAGACGAGGGAGCGUAG